Messenger RNA from Monomorium pharaonis (pharaoh ant), 1511 nucleotides. RefSeq lists its product as uncharacterized. The transcript has 6 exons. The coding region runs from base 519 to 1301 and encodes 260 amino acids. Lineage: Eukaryota; Metazoa; Arthropoda; Insecta; Hymenoptera; Formicidae. The record is from RefSeq and is a predicted model, not a curated record.
UGCGAUUCUGCAAAGUUCCAGCUUCCAGCGACUGUGAUACCGAGUCGAAUCGACUGUAACGUCAUUCCCAUCGCAGACGAGCUCGGUGCAUGACAUGCAUCCGCUCUAGGAGUCACUCGUGUGAUUAUUCUGAAAUACAUAGUGUGAAAGACAAACUGUGGUGAAUUUUAUAUCUCGGAAUUCUGCAAAAGUCCUUAGAAGAAUUAUCCCUCAACUCGUUUUGCAAACGGACUUGCAAUAUACAUUUUCAAGGUCUGUACUUUCCUUGCAUUUUACGAAGCAAUAAAAAUUCCAAGCUAAACUGGUGGCGUAUUUUAAAAGAUGAGUCAACGCUAUAAACAGACAAAAGUGGGUGACGUCAUUCCUGCAUUAUUUCAAAUAUCGUAGUUGAUCAAUGAGUAUCGUAUUGCAUUCAAGGAGUUAUUUUUAACACUUUGUUGUUAUACAUUUUGCGCAUGUAUGGUAUCGAAAACGCAUAGUGCAUCUAUUUGUACGUACAGAAUUAAAAUUCCGAUAAAAUGGAACAAGCUCUGGAAUACGAGAGAAUAUGGAAAGAUUGGAUUCAAGGAACUGAUUUGAUUAAUUUAUUAUCUCCAAAUGAAGUCUUUGAAAAUAUCCAACCGUACGAUUCAACUGUCGAAGUAAUUGGCAUUAUGGAAGACAUAGAAUUACCUCGUUCUGUAGGAAGCACUCCAACACGAAGACACGACCUUCUUAAAUUUUAUUUAAAUAACAAAAAAGGAAAACGUAUCCCAGUCUUAGCAUGGAACUACAAUAUUUCACGUGAAUUAUUAAAAAAAAUAAGAAAAAAUACUAUUGUACAUUUAGAUGGUGUUCAAGUUACAAUACCUGAAUUACCAACGUAUAAUGAUGGAAAUGUUCCAUACCAACUAAUAAUUAGAGAAAAUACUGUAGUAACAAAUUUGAGUGACUACAAAUCUAUUUCAGUUAAACUAAAUGAAGUACUAGAUACUUCAGGACCCAUUGUGUUGGAAGGUUAUGUAAAAUCUAAUUUUAUGGAAAGAGAAUAUCCCAACGAUGAGUGUAAUACAUUCGGCUGUGGAUCAAUUACAGACGGCACAUACAAAUUAGAAAUUCAUAUAAAAAAUUUUUCUCGCACUGAUUAUCUUGAACUUGGUAUAGGAAAAGGAGACAAAAUAAGCGUAAUUGGUACCAUAAAAAGAGAUAAUUAUUUUAUACAUAAUCCAAUAUAUCUCGAUGUAAAGGAUAUAAGAAGUAUUCGAAAAUUACAAGGACACAUGCCAUUCAGUGAGAUGUUAAAAGGUCAUUUGUGUGUCUAAUAAGAGAAAAACGUAAGGCGAGACAUUAUAAGAAGUAAAUGAGAUAAUUUAAAUACUAAUACUUUUUCAGUAGUCUUAAAAAGAUAUGAUAUGAAGGUCAUUAAAUCAAGUCUAGAAUUAAUAGUGUAUCAAUAUAUAUUAAUACAAUUUUGUAUUUUUUUUACCAAUUCAAUUAAUCACACAAUAAAAACAAGAUAUUAUAUUAAAAAA